Molecule: messenger RNA, 3066 nt
Organism: Rangifer tarandus platyrhynchus (Svalbard reindeer)
Lineage: Eukaryota; Metazoa; Chordata; Mammalia; Artiodactyla; Cervidae
Source: the annotation of a GenBank genome assembly
AUGGCAACGCGGAGGGACUGGAGGCUGCCCGGGGCCAGCGUUCCGGUUGCUGACAUGAUGCCCCCACCCUUGGAGCAGGACCUGAAUGCCCUACUGGCUCACAAGGAGGAGGAGUGGCGAGCGCUGCAGGCCCAGCGCACCCAGAUGCAGGAGGCGACCCUGCAGGACACACAGCGCCGACUGGAGGAGGCUCAGGGGAAGCUGCGGCGCCUGCGGGAGGACUUCAUCUACAACCUGCAGGUGCUGGAAGAGCGGGACCGGGAGCUGGAGCUCUACGACGCCGCGUUCGCCCAGGCCCGAGGGCUGGAGGAGGCCAGGCAGGCUGAGGUGAGCGAGCUCAAGAUCGAAGUGGCCAAGCUGAAGCAAGCGCUGGCCAGCGAGACCCGACGGCUGGAGGACCUGCAGCGGCAGUACCAGCAGAGGCUGCAGGAACACCGCCUGGAGCUGGAGCGGGUCCACAGUGACAGGAACAAUGAGCUGGAUCAGCAGCGGGAGCAGUAUGGGAACCUGAAGUGGAAGCUGGAGAGGAGACUCAAGGAGCUGGACGGUGAACUUGGCCUGCAGCGGCAGGAGCUGCUCCAGGAGUUUGAGUCUGAAAUGCAGAAGCGGGAGCAUGAGUUCCGCCUGCGGGCUGACAACAUGAGCAGUGUUGUCCUGGCACACGAACUCAAGAUUAAACUGCUGAACAAAGAGCUUGCGGCCCUGAGAGAGGCUGGGGCGAAGGCUGCCGAGUCCCUGCAGGGCGCCGAGGUGGCGAAUGCGGAGCUGGAAGACAGGCUGCAGCGAAGAGACUGGGAGCUCCGAGACCUGGUGGCCGUGAAGGAUGCCCGGAUAAAAGACUUAGAGGGUAAACUUCACUCUAUGCAGCUCACCAGGAAAAAAGAAGAGGAGACAUUUCGGAGGAAGCAUGAGGAGCUGGACCAUCUCGCCAGGGAAAGGGACGCUGUGCUGAUGGCAGCAAAGAGCGCCCACAUGGAGCAGCUACAGGCAGCAGACGCCAGGGCCCUGGAGCUGCAGGCGCAAUGUGAGAACCUCGAAGUACAGCUCCGCAGGGCUGAGUGGAAGCAGGUGGAUGCCACCAAGGAGAAGGACGCCACCAUUGACAAACUUCGGGAAGAUGCAUCAGCUCUAAAAUCUGGCUGGGAUGCCCAGAUUGCUCAGCUAUCCAAGGAGAUGAUCUCCAAAGAUCUUCAGGUUCAGUCACUGCAGGAGGAGGAGAUGAAGCUGAAGGCACAGCUGGCAAGAUGCCAGCAGGAUAUUGGAAGGUACAAACAGCAGCUGUCUCUAGCGGUAGAGAGGGAGCAGAGCCUGGAGCGUGACAAGGUGCAGCUAGAGCUGGACUGGCAGCGCCGCUGUGAGGGUGUCGAGCGGGAGCAGUACCAGCAGGCCGAGGACUUGAUUCAGGGUCUGACAGCGGCCAGAGAUCAGGUUGCUGCCAAGCUCCAGGAGACGGAGCGGCGGCUAUGUGACCGAGAAGUGGUGCUGAAGGCCGUGACCCGAGAGAGAGACCAGGCCCUGCAGGCUCUGCGGACACAUGGGCUGCUCCCUGAGGAGGAGGCACAGAGGCCUCUAAGGCAUCAAGGAGAAGAAAUCAAUAAAAGCUUUCUGUCUAGUGAGAUCCAGCGGCUAAAAGAGCAGAACACAAGUUUGCGAAAUGUUAUUGCACAAAUGAGGAAAGAAAUGGAAGCUCUAAGUGAUCAAAUUCUUCCUUCUGCCCAGUUAGGAGGGGAGACCUCACACACAAACCAGCCUGACCCAAAGGCAGCAGCUGAUUCUGCGAUUCCUGGUUACGUUCUGGCCCUUGAAGCAGAAAUGCAAAAUCUAAAACAUAAAUUUAAAACACUGGAGGAACAACUAGAUGUGUUAGAUCCUUCGAAGACGUCCUUGUCCUGUGCCUGUGCUCAACCCAGUGUCCUGGUCUCCACGGAUACCACCGGAGGAACUGUGCCAGUUGAUAGAGCAUCCAUGGGACUGGCACUCAGGAGGCUUGGAGACAGAUCACAUCUCCUGAGCUUCCUGGUGGCACGACUGAGACAGAAGGUGUUGCAGGAACCCCUGGACGUGGACACCAUCCAGCGAGAGCUUCCCCACAAGCUGGACCAGGUGCACCUGGAGGCUCUGCAGCUGCAGAAGCAGGUGGCUGAGCUGGAGAAGCAUUUCGGGUCAGCUUGGAAGGAAAGUGGGGGCGCUGCCGGCAGGCAGCAGCCAAAGGCCUCAGAUACUGCAGCUGUUGGAGGAGAGGUUCCUGCAGACGGGGGACCUGCGGGGACAGAGGACCAUGGGACACAGCCCCUGCAGGUCCUGUCUGUGCCCCGACUCCAGAGGAAGCUAAAGGAGGCUGCCAGGAAGAUCCUGCGGCUGCGCCUGGAGAAGGAGCAGCUCCUGGAGCUGGGGAACCGGCUGCGAGCGGAGCUGGGGCACCUCACCGGGAAGCCACCUCAUCACCCCUUCCGCACCCCUGAGGCACAGGGCUCAGGUGAGGCUCCUGAUGUAUGCCUGGGACAGUGGCAACCCUGCCUCACAACUCAGGACCCUAGGAAAGCCAAGAAAGAAUGUUUCUCCGAAUGCUCCGGAAAGGGCCAAGCCCACCUGGCACAGACAGUCCACAGAAAGGAUGCUCGACCAGGCUGCACGGCGGGAGCAGGACUGAGACAACACAGGAGCUCCACAGUGACUUGCAGAUUAGCUCCUCAGAAAGAAAAUCAGUCCCCAAAGCCACGCCUGGCUCAAGAAUUCCAGGAGGAAACUGGCCACCACACACGAAGGUCCUCAUCACUUGCCAGCAGUUCCCUCCAGGACACAUGGAAGUUGCUGGACCUGGGAUCCAGCCCUUCUGGCCUCACUUCCCAGGAUGACUCACCUCCAGAGCACUCAGCACCGACAGCCUGUAGCCUCCAGCACCCGGAGGGAAGCCCCAUUGCGAUGUGGGCAGCCUUUGGCGUUGAAGGGAUGAAGAUGGAAGCCCAGACGAGGGGCAAGCCUGCUAAACAUCCCAGGGCUCAUCCUCCAAAACAUAAAGGCUGCCAGCGGCCCCCCAAGAUUCGGAACUACAACUCCAAGGACUGA